AAUACUAGAGUAGCACAAUAUUUUAGACAAAUAUCCGUAGUGCAGUGUUGCGACAACUGACUCGGACAGCGACGUGUCUUGAUAUGAAAUGGUGAAUGACGUCUCUGGUGACUUUAAACAAACAGAUAUAUGGCCUUUAGUUUGAUGGCUGCUUGUAAACUUCGUCUGACACAGUGUAGUUGUCUUCGCUCUGGUAUUGUCUUCGUUGUUAUACUUAUCCACUGUCAGGAUGGACGGCAUGGGUCUGGCGGUCAGUCGUUCUCGCCUCGAGUUUGACAAUGUCGCACUCAAGAAACUUCUGUUGGAUACAUCAGAAGAGCCUGGUCCGCGAAGGCUGGAAGGAGCUUGUUUCUCCCGAGUAAAGCCGAAGCCAGUGGUCAAGCAUCGGUUCGUGGCAGUCUCAAUGAACGCCGCGAAGGUUCUGAACGGCCCGCUUGGUCCAGAGUAACUGAGCGGCUCCAAAGUAAUGCCAGGGUCCGAGCCUACCGCGCACUGCUACUGUGGUCACCAGUUCGGCUCGUUCGCCGGACAGCUGAGGGACGGGGCAGCCUGCUAUCUGGGUGAAGUUAAAGCUCCAGCUGACUAGAGGCCAGUGCUGCUCCGGGAGAACCCCAGUGUCCGGUGGGAGAUUCAGGUCAAGGGAGCUGGUCUGACUCCCUACUCCUGACAAGCUGACGGCCAUAAACCGCAGCGCUCCAGCAUAGAGUUUCUGUGCAGUGAGGCGGUGUUCGCUCUGGGGGUGCCCACUACCAGGGCAGGGUCACCUGACAGCAAUGUGGUACGAGACGUGUACUACAGAAGGUACCCCACUAAAGAGAGGUACUCUGUUGCCCUCUGCAUCGCACCCACCUUUAUCAGGUUCGGGUCCUUUGAGAUCUUUAAGGUGGCUGAUGAGAACACAAGCAGGCAGGGCCCCAGCUACGGCCACGAUGAGAUCAGAGGUCAGAUGAUGGAUUAUGUCAUAUAGAGCUUCUACCCAGAGAUCCAGCAGAACCACACAGACAGAGUGGAGAGGAAUGUGUCAUUCUUCAGAGAGACUCUAGGCCUACAUUGGAGCUCUCUCUAUCCUUUACCUUUUUGUUGUGGAGCCAAGGACACUGCUAUCUAUCCUCUUAUCCUGUUCAUCCCUGCUGUGACAGGAAGUCUUAAUACAGUGAUGCUGCGUACUGGUGGCCCAGUGGCAGUGUGUGGGCUUCUGCCAUGGAGUCUUCAACACAGACAACAUGAGCAUCCUGGGGCUCACACUAGACUAUGGCUUCAUGGACAGGUUCUGCAAUGCCUCAGACAACUCAGGCUGCUACACUUAUCAGGCCCAGCCUGCCGCUGGAACCUGGCUCGUCUGGCCGAGGCCUUGGACCCAGAGCUGCCCCCAGGCCGGGCAGAGGCUGUCCUGGAUGAGUACCUGCCCCUCUACACCUUCUACCUAGGCAACAUGAGGAGGAAGCUGGGCCUGCUGUGGAAGGAAGUGCCAGAGGAUGACACAACACAGAGACACCACUCGCCGUUCAGUGAGUUGACCAUGGUACUGCAUUUGGCCCAGAGCAACCCGUCCCUGUUCCAGAUGGUCUCGGAACGGAGGACGGUGACCAUGUAGCGGUGUGGCCCGAAGGAGCUGCUGGAGGUCGAGGCCAAGCACAGAGAGAACUGGGUCACCUCCUACAGCAAGCGUCUGGCUGAGGAAGUUGAGGGCCAAAGGGCUGUCCAGGCACUGCAGGAGGAGAGGGUGAAAGUGAUGAACGGCACCAACCCACAAUACGUCCUCAGGAACUACAUCGCUCAGAAUACAAUAGAGGCCGCCGAGAACGGAGACUUCUCUGAGGUCUAGCGGCUCUUGAAGGUUCUAGAAAAAACUUUCUCUACCCAGCCGGGUCUGGAGCAACUGAGUUGGCUGGACCAAGGGGUGGUGGAGGCGCAGGGAGAGAUGGAGCAGCAGGUGGCAGAAGCGGCAGCAUCCCAAAUGCGUGUUCCCUAUGACAGCAAGCCCCCAGUAUGGGCCAAUGACAUCUGUGUCACCUGAUGUUCCUUUCUGAUCACCCUUCCCUGACAGUCUACCCACCCAUAUGUACAAUAGAGACUGUCACUGUCUUUUCUUCCUUUGUUUACCUAUACCUCUCUCCUCAUACUCUCUUUACUUGGGUGGGUAAUGGCACGGAAGGUACAUUUUAAUGAGGUAAGAUGCUCCUAUGUUAACCACUCAGCCUAUAGAUAUGCAAGGUAAGGAUUUGUUAAGAGUUUUGGCACAUUUCACAAAGUACAACCCCAGAAAUCUGAAAUUACACCUUUUUUUGAUCUAAGUGAUAAUUACAUUUAUGGAAAUAUCACGUGUUCAGUUGAUUUGUAGUCUUUAUACAGAUGUCUCUGUAGAUCUGUGUAGCCUAUUGGCUGUCUGGUUAUGAAUGACAGCCCAGACGUUCAGUCCUACAAUGACCCAUCUGAGUCCGAGAGACUAGGAGUAUCACCUCUAUGUACCAAAUAAUGUGUGUAAAAGGGAAUGUACAUGAUUUACAUAUCAUCUGAAUUUUACAGAAUGAGUCACAUAAUGUGACUGAGCCACGAAGGACUUCAUACACAAGUAUAACAUAAAUGUCAACGUUGUAAAUGUCAUAGCAAUUGUAACACUGACCAUUUGGUGCUUCAUUGCACAAAUACUACUACACCACAUUGCAUCGUGUAGGUCAUGAUAACAUUCUAUGUAUUGCAUACAUUUUCCAGAAAGCUUCAAAACAGCCAUUGUUAACUAAAUAUUUGCCAAGGAAAUCAUGAGCAAUGGUUUUGUUUAAUUUCUUGGGAUAAAUUAUUUUUUAUGAAUUGAUAUGGAAAUUAUAUGUCAUGAUGCUGAAGAAAUGGCUUUUAUAGGGUGUUCCUUGGUAACUUUAAUUUCUUUGAAACGUUAAUAUUGUGGCCCAAAGUUGAGCUAUUUGUAACUUAAAUGUAAUGGACUGUUCAAUAUUCUAUUUUUGUAAGUUGGAAGAUUUUACUUAUGGCAAUUUUUGUAUAGGAAAACCAUAUGCACUACUCAAAUGGCUUCUCUUGGGCUCCAGGUAAAUUCUCUGAGGUACAUAUGAAUCAAACUCAUAAAUUAACGUUUCAACCACUGUGACCACCACCAUAUAUCUUUGUCAUUACCCCCUUCAAAACAUGUCAUACCAUGAGGAAUAGAGGCACCUCUGUCAGGUGACGGAUGAGCAAUAAUUCUGUUCAUAUUGAUCAGCAAGAUUUUACUUAUAAUAGAAUAGACUAUCCUAAAUUAUAACCUGUGGUGUUUUUAUUUAUUGAUUAUUAAUGUACAUAUGAAAUGUAUUAUCUUCUGAGCGCUUCCUCUAUAUGCGAACUGUAGUUGAUAAACUUGUACAAAAAUA
Oncorhynchus nerka (sockeye salmon) is the source of this 3359-nucleotide messenger RNA. RefSeq names its product selenoprotein O1 (gene selenoo1). NCBI's taxonomy places the organism in Eukaryota, Metazoa, Chordata, Actinopteri, Salmoniformes, Salmonidae. The record is from RefSeq and is a predicted model, not a curated record.